Messenger RNA from Phalaenopsis equestris, 1450 nucleotides. Its product is annotated as fructose-1,6-bisphosphatase, chloroplastic. Gene Ontology annotation, cellular component: cytosol; cytoplasm. Lineage: Eukaryota; Viridiplantae; Streptophyta; Magnoliopsida; Asparagales; Orchidaceae. The coding region runs from base 115 to 1365 and encodes 416 amino acids. The transcript is spliced from 4 exons. Gene Ontology annotation, biological process: fructose 1,6-bisphosphate metabolic process; sucrose biosynthetic process; fructose 6-phosphate metabolic process. The record is from RefSeq and is a predicted model, not a curated record. Gene Ontology annotation, molecular function: fructose 1,6-bisphosphate 1-phosphatase activity.
AGCAACCUCACACCUCCAUCCGCCUUUCACCUCCAACCCCAUCCCUCUUUACAAAUGGGGUAAAAAGCUCCAUUAUAACCAAGCAAAAUACAGAAGAAACUCCACAUCUCAGCCAUGGCCGCCGCCGCCGUAAACCCCUCCCACCUCCUACUCUCCCACACUUUCCCCUCCCAGUUCACCUCCACCCUUUCCCCAUUCCCACUCCACAAACCCUCCCCCUCCUUCUCCAAAAGAAACACCAGAAAUCCUUCCCCCACCUCCCCAUUCCGAUGCGCCGUCACUAGCGUCGACGAGACCGCCGCUAAAACCCCCCCGCCGGGGACCAAGAAGAAGAGCAGCUUCCUGAUCCAAACCCUAACGUCGUGGCUCCUGAAACAGGAGCAAGCCGGCAACAUCGACGCCGAGCUCACCAUCGUCCUCUCGAGCAUCUCCAUGGCCUGCAAGCAGAUCGCCUCUCUUGUGCAGCGCGCUGGCAUAUCCAACCUCACCGGCAUCCAGGGGAACGUCAAUGUGCAGGGCGAGGACCAGAAGAAGCUGGAUGUCGUAUCCAAUGAGGUGUUUUCGAACUGCUUGAGGUCGAGUGGGAGGACGGGGAUUAUAGCGUCGGAGGAGGAGGAUGUGCCCGUAGCGGUGGAGGAGAGCUAUUCCGGCAAUUACAUCGUCGUAUUUGAUCCGUUGGAUGGGUCGUCGAACAUUGACGCCGCUGUAUCCACUGGUUCUAUCUUUGGGAUUUACAGCCCUAAUGACGAAUGCCUCGCCGAUGUUGACGAGGACGGCACGCUGGAUCGAGCAGAGGAGAGGUGCGUGAUAAACGUGUGCCAGCCGGGCACAAACCUCCUCUCCGCCGGCUACGUAAUGUACUCCAGCUCCGUCAUCCUCGUCCUCACCGUCGGCAGGGGCGUUUUCGUCUUUAACCUCGACCCCCUCUACGGCGAGUUCGUCCUCACCCAAGAACAGGUUCGCAUCCCCCGCACCGGUGACAUCUACUCCUUCAACGAGGGCAACUACCUGCUCUGGGACGACAGGCUCCGGGCCUACGUUGACAGCCUCAAGGAGCCCGGCCCAAACGGAAAGCCCUAUUCAGCCCGAUAUAUCGGCAGCCUUGUGGGGGAUUUUCACCGCACGCUUCUGUACGGAGGGAUAUAUGGGUACCCGCGCGAUAGCAAGAGCGGGAACGGUAAGCUGAGACUGUUGUACGAGUGCGCGCCCAUGAGCUUUAUCGCCGAGCAGGCGGGGGGGAAGGGUUCCGACGGCCACCGUCGGAUCCUCGACAUCAUUCCCAACGAGAUUCAUCAGAGAGUUCCACUGUUCAUUGGGAGCGUGGAGGAAGUUGAGAAGGUGGAGAAAUUUCUUUCCGGAGUAUGAAUCUUUGAAUUGAUAACAUGCUGGGCAGCAAUAAUUCAGGUAUUGUGUAAUUAAUUAUAGGUGGUAUUUAUGUAAAUCUCCUUAU